Molecule: messenger RNA, 1593 nt
Organism: Fusarium graminearum PH-1
Lineage: Eukaryota; Fungi; Ascomycota; Sordariomycetes; Hypocreales; Nectriaceae
Exons: 1
Coding region: 1-1593 (530 amino acids)
Source: RefSeq, a predicted model, not a curated record
AUGUUAGACGACACAGAAACGGCUCUACGCCGAUCCAAGAUACUUGAUCUGGCAAAGUGCCACUCGACGCUUCUUGUCGCCAACAUUUAUGAGAUUCAGAAGUUUAUAUCAAGUCUAGAAGCAAAAUCGAAACCUGUAUCGUCAUCAGGACUACCGACUUUUCUUAAAUCCUUACAGCGCGAGAAUUGCACAUUAUGCAACCUCAUCGACGAAUUUUCAUCAGACCCAAACUAUGACGCUCAGCAGCUCACGGCUCGAGAACGAAAGCUUGAUGCCAGCGUCACAUUUACAACUCAAAGCAUUGCCCAAUGGAACCGACUCAAGAAAAGCCAUGGCUUUGUCGCCAUCAACCAAUCGUUCCAGGGCUCUACAAAAGAUGCGCGAAGGCAGGAAAUCGAGAAACGACAGGUUUCAGGGAAAGACAAGCACGAUAUGCAUCGUCUAUUGAAAGAGCAGGGCCGUGUUGAAGUCGAUGUCGUUCAAGGGGGGCGGGAAUGGAUCACCGUCAAGGCUAUUUCUCGCGACCGUCUUGCUCGUCAGAUGAGCGACUGUGGCUGGGGAUGGGGUGAACAUGAACUUGGGGAGCAAGUCGAUCGAGAUGAGUGGGAAGAUACGCCGUUAGCAAAAUACGUGCAACGGUUAGUGACAGCUGCGAGAAUGAACCGUCACGAAUAUCGGUUCCCUCGAAUACGUCUUGUUCUUGCUAGUCUCAGUCGCGGCAAAGAAGAGCUGGACAUUCUACUCUAUCAAUUGAAACACAUUGAUCCUCUUGUCGAGGUCAUCAUCGAAGAUCAAGAUAGUGACUUUGUCACUGCUCCCGGCCCACCACUCGAUAUAGCCAUUGAGAAUCUCAUUGGCGAUGAACUGGCAUCACUUACAUCCACAAUCAAUCUCGACCACACUAUCCUUAUCGACCUCAUCUCUGACUUGACACAUCUAGACCUUGAGCCCCAACCGUGGCAGUCGCGGACAACGCGCGCACAAAUAGAAGAAGAAAAUGCGCACGCAGGUGGACUCAUGGCUCGUGUGUUAUAUCCAGUUUUGACAGAUCGCCAACUCGUUUGCACACGAGAGGCGGCAGAGCAUUUUCAUGAUGUUCUACGCACCGUUGGAACUGAGUCUGAGCGCCAACGUGGGAGGUUGUUGAUACCCUGGUAUGGUACUGGUACACAAGACAUGACCCCUGACCUCAUUCGCGAGCGGUUUCAGGAACUCACUGUUCAUCCACUACCCUCCAAUGUUCAGAUUCCGGUGUCCGUAGUCGAUGAGCCGUGGGACAUGGACGCUAUAUCCGCUGCUAUAGCCAAGGGCGUACUUCCCCAAGUAGCCCAGGAUGUGGCGUUGAGUAGUGGCUUCAAGAGUUCCAAGCUGUCCAUCUUUAUGUAUGGCUGGGCCGCGGAAUUAACAACCUUAACUAGUAACAAGGAAGUCCGAGGACAAAUACGGACUUGGCUCGAGGCAAAUCGCAAGAACGAUGAAGAACUAGGACCUCAGAUAUGGCGUCUAGUAGUCACGAGGAACCUCCUAGCAAAAGCAGCAAGCCCUAGGGAGGGAUGGCAAGAAGUACAUGGUGACGAUGCUGACGAUGAAUGA